AUGUCCGCAGCACGGGGCAGGCUCAGUGUCCAAGGGGUCGAUGUCGAGAUUCUUGCCCAUUCGUCCCUUAAAUCGGCAGCUUUAGUGACCGACGAAGCCCCGACGCCUGGUUCGGAGGCAGCAUCUGUGAGGCGGAGACCACGGGUAGGCAGAACGGUUCCCCUGGGGAAGAACCGCCGGCUUGCCUCACCGUCCGGCCUUAAAACAAGUAGAAAUCAUUCAGAAUUGGUGUUUUCGGCGUGUAGAAAUGGGCGGGAGCGGCUAUUUCGCUCGGCGCGGCGGCUCCUCGCGCUCUUUCCCCUCACGAGCGGCGGGGGGGGCGGCUCGCGCGCGGGCAAGCGGAAGAAGAAGAAGGCGAAGGAGAAGGGUCAGAUCCUGGAGCAGAUCGUGAGCAGCAAGAAGCAGGAGGAGGAGAAGAAGCGCGGCCUGGACAAGCGGACGCCGGCGCAGGUGGCCUACGAGAAGAUGCAGGAGAAGCGGCAAAUGGAGAGGAUCCUGAAGAAAGCCUCCAAGACGCACAAGCAGAGAGUGGAGGACUUCAACAGACACUUGGACACCCUGACAGAGCAUUACGACAUUCCUAAAGUCAGCUGGACUAAGUGAAGGGGC
This is a messenger RNA of Tinamus guttatus (white-throated tinamou), 609 nucleotides long. The record is from RefSeq and is a predicted model, not a curated record. NCBI's taxonomy places the organism in Eukaryota, Metazoa, Chordata, Aves, Tinamiformes, Tinamidae.